AAUCCAAAAUUAAUUGAAAUUCCCGCCAGAGUCGCAUCGAAUUUUGGCUUCUCCUUUACCGACCCGAGUAGAAAGAAGAGGGUAACGAAGAGACAGACAUCUGCCACAUAUUCCCAAAAUAAAGAGAUAUUCGCCCCAAAUCAUACGAGGGUAUGGAAAACGUGGUUGCAACUGUGAGUGGUUAUCACGGCUCGGAGAGGUUCAAGCUCAUCAAGCUUAUCUCCCUUUCUGGUGCUAGUUAUGUCGGCGCUAUGUCAAGAUCCAUUACCCAUUUGGUGUGUUGGAAAUUUGAGGGCAAAAAGUACCAUCUGGCUAACAAGUUCAAUACAAUAGUGGUCAAUCAUCAAUGGGUGGAAGCUUGCAUAAGGGAAGGCAGACGAGUUUCCGAGGCUCCUUAUUCCUUUGAAAGUGGGGAAGAGGUUGGACCGUUGAUGGUUGAACUUCCUGCGGAUUCUGGGGAAGCUAAAGUCACUAACAAGGCCAAUAAGCAUGCUGAUACUUUUGAUAAAUACUUUGCUAAUGGUGAAGAAAGCAGGAGGAGCCGCCGCACUUCUGAGCUUUCCACUUGGAUGGACUCUUUCUUGUUAAAGGAGAAAAAUACAGAAUCAACCAGACAGUCAGUGAGAUUGAGAACAAAGAGGCCAAGUAAUAUUUUUGAAGACAAGGAAAACACUGGCGUGGCGGAAUCUUCACGGAAAGGAAAGAGGCGGUUAGUAAAGCCACGCUCCUCCAGAAACCUUAUCGACCUUGAUUCUGAUGGGGAGUCUGAUAGUCACUGUCAUGAAUAUUCUGAUGAGCAACGAAGAAAGUCUCCGGUUAAUGAUGAAAAUGUGGAGGACUGUGUUUUAGAACAAGGAGAAACAUCAGCUCGUGGGCAUCCUCGAGACUAUGCAACACAAGACUGGGCUGCAGAUGAAAUAGAGGAGUCUGAGAAUUGGAAUCAUUCAGCUGUAUUUAAACGCCCGAGAUCAGUAAAUCCGGAGAAAAAAACGCAAGAUGAUGAAUCAAACUUCAGCAAACUCGAUUCAAGAGAAGAAGAGAAGGACGCAACUAAGAUGGUCUCGCAGGUUUCUUGUGUCAUAUGCUGGACGGGGUUCAGUUCCACUAGAGGCAUUCUCCCAUGUGGCCACAGGUUUUGUUAUUCCUGCAUCCAGCAAUGGGUAGACCGUUUGGUUUCGGAAAGAAAGAAGACAACAUGUCCAUUGUGCAAGUUCAAUUUCGUAACUAUCACAAAGAUAGAAGACGCAGGAUCUUCUGAUCAAAAGAUAUAUUCACAAACAGUCCCUGACCCAUCUUCAACAAACAACUCUCUUGUAGUACUCCCUGAAGAAGGAGAAGAAAGACAAGGUUUCAAUCCACUGUCUCGAGCUUCAGCUUGUGGCAGAUGCAGCCUCAGUGAGCCAGAGGAUCUUCUCAUAAGAUGUCACAUCUGCAAUUUCCGGCGGAUCCAUACUUAUUGUUUAGACCCUUAUCUGGUUCCUUGGACCUGCAACCAUUGCAAUGAUCUUCAGAUGCUUUACCAUCGUCGUGGCUACUAAAAAAGUGACAUCAUUAAAGAUUAUCCCAUUUAUUUAUGGUUUUGUCAUAUGAAUGUAGGAACGUCAUAAAAAAAACUAGUUUGUGCUAGUUUGUUUUGUUAUUGUUUACAUGAAACGAACUCAGCUGAAAAAAUGUUCUUCACAAACAAAAAGGAUUUUCAGAAGCUGUUUAAAGUUUUUACC
Messenger RNA from Brassica napus (rape), 1721 nucleotides. RefSeq lists its product as uncharacterized. Gene Ontology annotation, molecular function: metal ion binding. The record is from RefSeq and is a predicted model, not a curated record. The transcript has 7 exons. NCBI's taxonomy places the organism in Eukaryota, Viridiplantae, Streptophyta, Magnoliopsida, Brassicales, Brassicaceae. Bases 153 to 1538 code for a protein of 461 amino acids.